AUGACCACCGCUCUUACCAAAGCUGCGAGACUGAAACCCGAAGUCCGUCUGGGGCAGGCUAUUUCCGAAUUUCAAGCCGAUUGCUCAUCGCGGGAGAAGGCGACGCUGCGGUCAUACCAAGCCGCUGGCAUCCCUCCAAGUGUCCGGGAUGUGAUGCAAUUGACUGCAGAAAUCAACCGAUCGGCUGGCCUUCGAGGACAAUGUUUCGGCUCACGGCUCACGAGCAUUCUUCAGGCGGUGCAGGAGUUCGCUGCACUCGGGGACAUCGUUCUGGGCGCAUCGCAGAGCCUCCUAGCCUGUGGCAUCUGGGCUGUGGUACGAAUGUCGCUUCUGUCCAUUGUCAAAUACUCGACCUACUUUGAACAACUAUCGUCCAUGCUCAUGGCCGUGGGCCGCUCUGCACCUCGCUAUCAACUAAUGGGCGCCGUCUAUCCUACAUCGCAACGUCUCAGAACAUCAAUGCUGGAAUAUUUCAUUGUUGUCGUGCAAUUGUGCCAUCACGCUAUGAAACUGAGUCGGAAGACGGCUAUAGGCCAGUGGGUUUCUACGUUCACGUCUGCUCUGAAAGGCUACCAAUCUGACCUGGAGAUCUGGGCUACUGCCAUCAAAGAAGAAGUGAACCUACAGAUGGUUCAGCAACUAUCCCUGGUGGCCGAAGACAAUUCAUGGUUUAGAUCUCGGGUCGCGAGACGCUUUGAAUCUCAAUCCCACGCAAGGAGGCUUAGAGCGCGCCAGCGCGUACUGGAUGCGUGCUCCACCUACGACUACGAACAGGACUGGAAGCGGAUCCGCAAGCUCGGUGCUACCACUCUCUUGGAGACCUCAAUGGUCUACAAGCAGUGGAAGGCCCCACGAGGUUCUGAAGGGCUGCAGUCGCGUACACUCGUAUGUACAGGCAAGCUGGGAUCGGGAAAAUCCGUGAUUCUCGCCAAUAUGGUGGAUGACUUGAACUUGGAUUUGGAAAGGAAAGCAGUGGUGGCGUAUUUCUUCUGCCAACACGAUUCGACGCAGAGCUUAACGCCGAAAACAGUUAUAGGCUCUCUAGCGCGACAGCUGCUGCAAUCAGAAAGCGAUCUCGACUCCGCACGGGAUGUCCUGGGAGACAAACAAUCACUCGAGGUUGACGGAAUUCUUACUUUACUAAGACAUCUGCUACCGCCGCACUUCGAGGCCCUUUUCGUACUUGAUGGUCUUAUGCAUUGCGACGGAAAAGUGCGACAGGUUAUUCUGGAGUCUUUACAGGAGAUCCAAAAAUUGAUCAAGCUUGCAUUGUGCGUGUCUGUCAGGCCGGAGCCUGCCGAUUCUCUGCAAGAACUCAAACAACUUCAAAAUCAGCGAUGUUGGUCCGUGACAGCCAACAAAUCUGACAUUGAUGCCUUCAUCAACGCCGAACUAGAGAGAUGUCUUGAAUGUGGGAAGCUCGUAAUAAACGACCCUGCCCUUGUCCUCGACGUUCGAGAUAGCCUCUCCCAAGGAGCGGAGGGCAUGUUCCUGUGGGUGGCUCUGCAGAUAGAAGCUCUGUGUCUUGAGAGGACAGACGCAGAUAUACGAGAGGCCAUUGCCAAUCUGCCUAGAGAUCUUUCAGCGUUAUACACGAUGAUACUGGAAAGGUCUAGCCUUUCCGGGAGCACGUAUCAAUCCAAGAUUUUGGAUCUGGUUGUGACCGCGUGCAGGCCACUGACCACAGAGGAAAUGAGAGAAGCCCUCAGUGUCAUCCCCUGGAAGACCUUCUGGGACCCUGCAAGGAUACUCAAUGACAUACAUUCCACGUUGGCUUGUUGUGGGGGUCUACUUACUGUAGAUGAAGAAAACUCGAGUAUUCGCAUGGUACAUCAUAGUGUGAGAACAUUUCUUUGUGACCACCGUGAAAACCAUCACGACUUGAUGCCUGCAAAUCAAACCAUGGCAGAGACUAUUGCGACAUACCUGAGCUACGAAAAUUUCUACAAGCAAUUGUCAGCGGUUAAGACACCUAAAAUCAGCUCUAUCUCGGUGACAACGGCAGUGAUCCAUUCAGCAGUUUCCUCUCGUGGCCAAUCACAAGGAAUUGCGUUGAAGCUGCUGAAAAUGAAGAGGAGUAAGGAUUCGGAUGUCGGUUAUAGUCUAUUGCAACGCCUGCAAGCCUCCAGGGCAAGUGACGCCGUGCCCUGGGCCUUUUACCAAUAUGCAGUGGCCUGGUGGCAGGAGCAUAUCUGGUAUCUAGACCUCAACACGCCACACCUGAAUAAACUCCUGAUGACCAUAUUAGACACCCAUGGCUAUGACAAACCCGACUCCUCUGGACGGACACCGUUGUCACAUGCCUGUCAGCGCGGGAGUCUGGCGCUUGUUGACUGGCUCCUCGCCCGUGGUGCUCGGCAUACCGACGACCUUUUCGGACAGUCACCACUAUCUUGGGCCAUCAAUGGGAGACACAUCGCUGUAAUUGAGUCCUUGUUGAAGAGUGAAGUUGUGAUGCCGAAUGCAGUAGGCCCGUCAGGAAAAACACAUCUGACGUCUGCAAUAAUCCGAAAAGAUGUCGAGCUGACCAAAUGCUUUCUUGCUUGCGACCGGGUGAAUCUGAACCAAGCAGAUUCUGACGGCUAUACUCCCCUUAUGACAGCUACGCUUCACAACUUUGUGGAAGCAAUACCUUUGUUUCUGUCAGGCCAGCACACAGACAUCUUGGCUGUGACGCCAUCCGGAGACUCGGCCCUUCAUCUUGCCGCCAGCGUCAAGGGCCCUCCAAUUAUUUUCAAUCUUCUUCUCGAACACGCGCGGCUAAAGGAGAAGGGCUCCCAAGCGGCAUCGAUGGCUAACAAAAAGGGGGAGACGCCGUUGUGGUUAGCAACCGCAAAUGGGCACUUGGAGGUCGUCCAGUCAAUAUGCCAACAUCAGGACUAUGACCUGGACGUACCUGACGCUCGUGGGGAAACGCCAUUCUGUGUUGCUGCUUCGAAAGGCUAUACAGACAUUGUCAAAUACCUGGGGAGCUCGGGCCGAGUGAAUAUCAAUCAUCUCAACAAAGCUGGCCUUUCGGCACUGUGGGAAGCGGUAUUGAACGGUCACGAAGACGCCAUCCAAGCUAUGAUAACAAUGGAGGAUCUAGACCCGAACCACAGCGGAGUUGGAGCAGGCACCCCGUUGGAAGCAGCCAUCCAUCUCGGCAACGAUAGUAUUGUCAGGUUACUGGUUGCCAUCGCAAGAACUGACGUCGACCGGCAAAGCCACGAUGGCACGACUCCUCUGCAGCGAGCUGUCGAGGAAGGAUAUGACGAGAUAGUGGCAAUACUCGUCUCUACCGGUCGGGUCCUUCUUAAUCGGAGGGAUCAUCAAGGCGUAACACCACUCUGGGCGGCUGCGGACUGUGGCAACAGUGGUAUUGUCAAGGUUUUAGCUAAUACGAAAGGGGUCGAUCUGAACUUCCUAGGCAGUCACGGCAGGACAGCGCUCUGGGUAGCGGCAUCCAAGGGGCACGUGGAAAUAGUCCAGAUCCUGGUCUCCGCUGAUCAGGUGAAUCUCAAUAGCAAGGGCCAUAACGGCACAACGCCGCUGUGGGCCGCUGUGAACAAUGGCCAUACUGAGGUUGUCAGUAUCCUGGCAAGCACUCAUGGGGUUGAUGUGGAGUGCCCCGAUUAUACGGGAUAUACGCCGCUCUUAAAGGCUGCAGCGAAUGGUCACAGCGAUAUCGUUCAAGCUCUACUGGCUACUGGACGAGUGACUGUCAACAUGGGACAUCCUAAUGCUGCAACACCGCUGUGGACAGCCGCUGAGCACGGACAUGACGCCGUUGUCAGGAUCCUGAUCGACAGCGGCGCGGCUGCGAAUCAUACCGAGAUUGCAUCCUAUUCCCGCGGAACUCCUCUUUGGAUUGCCUCCUGCAAUGGCCAUGCAGGAGUUGUGAAGGUGUUGGUCGCAUGUCCUGGCAUCGAGCUCAACCGGCGCGAUAUAUUGGGGCAUACCCCGCUAGGGAUAGCGGCGAAGAGGGGCCACGCGAGUGUUGUUGCCAUUCUGGCCGGCACCCCGGGCGUGGAGCUGUGUCAACUGGAUAAAAAUGGCCAAAGCGCCUUGGAGAUUGCACGGCAGUACGGCCAUGAAGACGUGAUCAAUGUGCUCGAGGCAAUAGACCCUUUCUAUAUGGCCAAUCUGCAAGACUACCGGUGGAUCACCAUGACUGAAUAUCAAGAUGAACGCCGUCAAUUAUAA
Aspergillus tubingensis is the source of this 4185-nucleotide messenger RNA. Its product is annotated as NACHT domain protein. The transcript is spliced from 2 exons. The record is from RefSeq and is a predicted model, not a curated record. Bases 1 to 4185 code for a protein of 1394 amino acids. Gene Ontology annotation, molecular function: protein binding. Lineage: Eukaryota; Fungi; Ascomycota; Eurotiomycetes; Eurotiales; Aspergillaceae.